Grammomys surdaster is the source of this 2907-nucleotide messenger RNA. It is a transcript of the gene Lrpap1, whose product is annotated as LDL receptor related protein associated protein 1. The transcript has 8 exons. Gene Ontology annotation, cellular component: endosome; endoplasmic reticulum-Golgi intermediate compartment; endomembrane system. NCBI's taxonomy places the organism in Eukaryota, Metazoa, Chordata, Mammalia, Rodentia, Muridae. The coding region runs from base 28 to 1110 and encodes 360 amino acids. Gene Ontology annotation, molecular function: very-low-density lipoprotein particle receptor binding; low-density lipoprotein particle receptor binding; lipase binding. The record is from RefSeq and is a predicted model, not a curated record. Gene Ontology annotation, biological process: negative regulation of receptor internalization; negative regulation of very-low-density lipoprotein particle clearance.
GUCAGUCCGCUGCCUCUGCAGAGGAAGAUGGCGCCUCGAAAAGACAGGGUCUCUACACUGCCCCGGCUCCAGCUCCUAGUGUUGUUGUUGCUGCCGCUGCUGCUUGUGCCCCAGCCCAUAGCAGGUCAUGGUGGCAAGUACUCGCGGGAGAAGAACGAGCCCGAGAUGGCCGCCAAGCGCGAGUCCGGGGAGGAGUUCCGCAUGGAGAAGCUAAACCAGCUAUGGGAGAAGGCCAAGAGGCUUCAUCUGUCUCCCGUGAGGCUGGCCGAGCUACAUUCUGACCUGAAGAUACAAGAGAGGGAUGAACUCAACUGGAAGAAGCUGAAGGUGGAAGGCUUAGACAAGGAUGGCGAGAAAGAAGCAAAGCUGGUCCACAACCUCAAUGUCAUUCUGGCCAGGUACGGACUGGACGGGAGGAAGGACACCCAGAUGGUACACAGCAACGCACUCAAUGAAGACACCCAGGAUGAGCUGGGGGACCCCAGGCUGGAAAAGCUGUGGCACAAGGCAAAGACAUCAGGGAAAUUCUCCAGUGAAGAACUGGACAAGCUGUGGCGAGAGUUUCUGCACUACAAAGAGAAGAUCCACGAGUACAAUGUGCUGCUAGACACACUGAGCAGAACGGAAGAAGGUUAUGAGAACCUUAUCAGUCCCUCUGACAUGACUCACAUCAAGAGCGACACCCUGACCAGCAAGCACAGCGAACUGAAGGACAGACUGCGUAGUAUCAACCAGGGCCUAGACCGCCUGAGGAAGGUCAGCCACCAGGGCUAUGGCUCCACCACUGAGUUUGAAGAGCCCCGAGUGAUAGACCUGUGGGACCUGGCUCAGUCUGCCAACUUCACUGAGAAGGAACUGGAGUCGUUCAGGGAGGAGCUCAAGCACUUUGAGGCCAAAAUUGAAAAGCACAAUCACUACCAGAAGCAGCUGGAGAUCUCCCAUCAGAAGCUGAAGCACGUGGAGAGCAUCGGUGACCCGGAGCACAUCAGCCGCAACAAGGAGAAGUAUGUGCUGCUGGAGGAGAAGACCAAGGAGCUGGGCUACAAGGUGAAGAAGCAUCUGCAGGACCUGUCCAGUAGGGUCUCCAGGGCUCGACACAAUGAGCUCUGAGGGCCAGAAGCCACCAGCAGCAGCCUAGAGAGGCUCUUGAAGACACCGGGAGGGAGCUGUCAGCAUGUCAUCGCUUAUGUAGUCCUGUGGUGACUGGUGUGGCUGGCCAGAGUGGCGAAAGGAUCCUUUGAAAUACCAGUCUGAUCCUGCAGUGGCUGGCAAGGACUUCUUUUCUUCCAAGCAAGUGUAGCUGCCAUCACCCUGGUUGAGGGACUUGGGUGUAGCUACCAGUGAGAUAUGACUGGCCUCCGUGCUGCAGCGAGACAGUUUACAUUGACAUUACAUACGUCUGCCACUGGAAAUGUUAUGUACAGUCCUAAAAUAUAUGGCAGGGUUUUGAGCCAUCUAGUCCUUGCCUGGUAUCUUGGGAUGGGUCCAUUGAACCAAAGGUGGCACCGUGACAAAUUAAGUUACAGAUGAAAGAGGGAAGGGGAAGACUAGUCUCCCUCCCUCUGGGUCUGACCCCAGGCAGUUUUAAAUCAAGGAAUUUCAGGACAAAGAUGGCAGAGGUGAAAGCCUGCAGGUCUCGUAGGGGGAACAUUUUCUGCCUCCCAAAAGACCCUGAUUGGCUGAUCCAGAUCUGAUCCCUCACAGAGUAGCCAAAAGUUCAUCUGACCCCAGCAGGUGGUCCUGGAAAAUCAGACCAUUGAGUUUGUUAGCUUCUGGAUCUCAGCUCAGAAGUUGAAAUCUGCCUAUCAGGAGUAUGCAGUUAACCGUGUUUAUAAGAAUAUCAAAGCUGGAAAGAGGUUCAGUGAAUAGAAUGCUUGUCCUGCAAGCUUGAGGUCUGUAGUUCGGAUCUGCAGAGCCUUGGUGUGUGACUUGCCUGUAGUCCCAGCACUUGAGAGGCAGGAAAGUACAGCCAGGGCAAGCUGGUUAGCUAUCCCAGCCAAAUAAGCAAAGGUGGAGCAUGAUGGGAGAAGGCACCCAUUUUGAUGCGUGGACACACUUUCAUGUAUACCUAUACACAAGUGAACACUCACGGGCAAAGCCUCCAGGGCAUCAUGCAAGAAGCCCAUGGGUUAAGCACAUCAGCAGCAAGGAACAGCAGGCAGUGUGGUUCCCUCACCCACGCUGUGUCUGCCACCAUCCAGACCAGCUGGGAUGUCCCUCCCAGCACUAGUAAAUAUCUUCCCAGAGCCCUCAGCAGUGUCUGAGUCCCAGAGAAGUGUCUCAGUUCUCCCUUUCUGGUUCAGCCCAACACAGAAACUCGGGUACCCACCAAGGCCUCCUGUGCUACACAGCCCAGGGGACUGGGAUGACACUGGGCCCCUGACACCAGGCUCAGAGUCAACUGCAGGGAGAAUGUUUGGCUAUCGGACACACCUUCACUAAUGUUUUCGUCCCUAGAGCCAGAGGUCAGAACUGCGUUCUAGGGCUUAGAAGUAGACGUGUUGAAGUAAAAUGUGUUUGUAGCAGUACACAGCCCAGCAAACCAUCUCAGUGUAAGUAAUACAGAGCCCACAGCUGAGUUAGGGAGCAUGUGUGAUGUGUGGGAGCUGCCUCCUGGAGCUGACCUCAGUCAGGAGGCCACUCCUGACUAAGCUCUCAGAGGUCAGACCCUGCAAAUCUCCCUGAGUGUGACUCCCAUAGCAAGGGAACCUCAAGCUACAAACCUCAAUGAGGUUCUGAGUAACAGUGCUCUGCCAUGGUGACCUAGCAAAGGUGACUGAAAGUCCCCAGGCUGGCAGGUCAUCAGUCACCAUAUGGUGAAGGAGAACAGGUUCAUGCAAGUUGUCCUCUGGCUAUGUGUGCCGUGGCACAUGGGUUCAAACAAUGAAUAAAAUGUCUUAAAACAUU